AGGGAUGUAUUGAAACAGACUCCUGCUACUUACAGCACCGUGUAGCAGCCCAGCUCCUACAUUUUGCUGCCUACUCUGCCCUGAAUGCACCGGAGAGGGGAUGGUCCGUCAUUAAUUAUAAACUGAUUCUCAUCAGGAAACUGCACAUUAUCUCACCAUCACUUCAAAGGUCUCGUCAGGCAGAGGUGACGGCAGGAGAUGAUUUAAAGGUGAAAAUGACAAGGUUUCCAGCCUUCAAACCUUGGCUCCUCUUUUGACAAUACAGUCUGAAUGAACCCGAUGUCUCCUUUAUUGUGGAAAUAGCAUCAGAAGAGAAGAAACAUUCUUUAAAAAAUCCUGAUAAAGAAGACUAUUGGAAGCUCUCUUUAAAAAUAUCUUGAAUCGUGGCACAGAUGGGUUUUAGAAAGUGGUAGAGCUUUCCAAUGAACACUAACAGAGAGCUCUGCUCCUGGCUGGAUUUCUCAGAGCAUGGCGGUGGUCUCGGCGAUGUCCUGGGCCCUGUACCUGUGGAUAAGUGCCUGUGCCAUGCUGCUCUGCCACGGAGCCCUCCAGCACACCUUCCAGCAGCCCCACCUGCACAGACCAGAAGGAGGGACAUGUGAAGUGAUAGCCGCGCACAGAUGCUGUAACAAGAACCGCAUCGAGGAGCGGUCGCAGACGGUGAAGUGCUCCUGUCUACCUGGGAAAGUGGCCGGAACCACCAGGAACCGGCCUUCCUGUGUGGACGCCUCCAUAGUGAUUGGGAAGUGGUGGUGUGAGAUGGAGCCUUGUCUUGAGGGAGAAGAGUGUAAGACGCUCCCUGACAAUUCCGGAUGGAUGUGCGCUACAGGCAAUAAGAUUAAGACCACAAGAAUUCACCCAAGAACCUAACAGAAGCAUUGAUUAUAGUAAUAAAGGAAACCAACUCUGUGGAAAAUACCUUUUAAGAAUUUAAAACAUCUAGCACAUUACAAGCCAAAUGGAUUUCUUACUUGCACUUUGACUGGUUACCAGAUAAUCACACUGCUUUUACUGUGUGUCAUGAAGUAUCCUAUACUGGGAAGACCUGGAGAUUUGGCCAACACCAUGCAAAGUGGGUUCCAGAAAAAAAAAAAGGGGGGGUUUUCUCAAUGAAAAUUAUGGGGAUUAUGAAGAAUGAGCAACUGUCUUCUAAUAUGGAUCUAUAGUUACUUUGUACCAUUUGAAAUAUAUGUAUAUAUAAUAUUUUGAAAUAUUAUAUAUUCUCUUCAAGAAAUGAACAGUGCCACAGUUUGAGACGGCUGGUGUAUCACUUUGAGUUUUAGAUGCUUUGCUUUGUUGCUUUUUGUUGUCAUUUCUUUCUCUACUGG
Molecule: messenger RNA, 1328 nt
Organism: Myotis davidii
Lineage: Eukaryota; Metazoa; Chordata; Mammalia; Chiroptera; Vespertilionidae
Gene: TAFA1
Product: family with sequence similarity 19 (chemokine (C-C motif)-like), member A1
Exons: 5
Coding region: 469-870 (133 amino acids)
Biological process (GO): neuroblast differentiation; regulation of neuroblast proliferation
Molecular function (GO): receptor ligand activity
Source: RefSeq, a predicted model, not a curated record